Molecule: messenger RNA, 1256 nt
Organism: Bactrocera oleae (olive fruit fly)
Lineage: Eukaryota; Metazoa; Arthropoda; Insecta; Diptera; Tephritidae
Product: serine protease snake
Biological process (GO): proteolysis
Molecular function (GO): serine-type endopeptidase activity
Source: RefSeq, a predicted model, not a curated record
CGCGUAAAGGGCUGCGACUGUUGACGACUUUGAAUUGAACUAAUUCCAUAUAGACUGAAACGGAUAUAAAAUGCUUAAAAUUACAGUACUUGUUCUCAUGUGUGCUGCCGCAGAGGCGAAAGUUGCACUACCGGAGAGGAUAAUAUUUCGCAAGGAUCACACCUUCGAUAGUAAUUGCACUUUACCGAAUGGUCAAAAGGGUGUCUGCCGAAGUUUUAUGGAUUGUGGAACUGCAGUGGCGAAGAGAAAUGAAAACAAAACCUGCUAUUUUGAAGGCACCGAACAGUUUGUUUGUUGUCUUGUGCCAAGGCCAUCAGAAAUAGCUUGCUCCCAAUACUUCCCUUUCUAUCGGGUAGAAGUAAUUAACGGUUUGAUAACGGCAUUCAAUGAAUUUCCUUAUAUGGUUGCUCUUGGCUGGAUUACAACGAAGCCAAAGGUUUAUGAUUACAAAUGUGGUGGCGCCUUGAUAAGCUAUAAAUGGGUUCUAACCGCAGCGCAUUGUGCCAGCGUCGGUGGUAAAGAGCCGUCUGUCGUUCUCUCAGGUGGUGUCGAGUUGACAGAUACCAAAUUUCCGCCAACGCCAAUCGAAAAUAUUAUUAUACAUCCAAAAUAUGAACCGAAAAUAUCGUACCAUGACAUUGCGCUCAUAAAACUGACAGAAGUGCCACGUGAGACCGAGCCAGCUUGUAUUGGCGAUCAUUUACCCUUAAUUAGUCUAAAUGCGACCGCUGUUGGAUAUGGACACACCGUUUUCGGCGGCAAACCAUCUAAUCAGCUUCUUAAAGCUUAUUUGCAAACUAUUGAGACAGUUCUCUGCCAAUUUUAUUUCACUGAUCAGGAUGCGCUGCCAAAUGGACUGAUGGAUACACAGUUGUGUGCAAAAGAUUUGCAAUUUAAUAGAGACACUUGUCAAGGCGACUCUGGCGGUCCGCUGGUAAUAACUAGAAAUAAUGGGUAUAAAGCAGAAUCUUUUGUGAUUGGUGUCACCUCGUUUGGUUUGGGCUGCGCCACAGAUGCUCCAGGGAUUUAUACAAAUGUAGCGAAAUAUUUAGAUUGGAUUGAGCCCAUAUUAUGGCCAGAUUUUAUAAGAAAGAAUGAAGGCUAAGCGUACUAAUUAGUGUAGUUUACGAGAAGGAAGGCAAUGGUUUCAAACUGGGUUUUAUUGUCGUGAAAAUUUAUGAUUAAAAUAUACCUACUUAAUUCUGAUCAAAUUAAUAUGAUAAAUAUAGCUAAUACCACUAAUUAAAAAACUUUAA